CGCGGCAGAUGGAGCAGGAGGCGCGGGUGCUGAGGGCUGCGGGUGGCUUCGGCCGGGCCCGGCGCCUGCUGGCCGCCGCCUCGUGGGUGCCCUGCGUGGUGCUGGGGCUGGCGCUGAGCUCCGAGGCGCUGCUCACCGCGCAGCCCGCGCACCACUGCCGGCCGGACCCCGCGCUGCUGCCCCCCGCGCUGCGCGCUCUGCGCGGGCCGGAGCUGCUCGACGCCGCCAUCCCGCGCCUGGGACCCACGCGCGUCCAGAGCCCCUGCCUGCUCCUGCGCUACCCCGAGCCCGUGCCCGGCGCCCGCCGUGGCCCUGGCCCUGCGCCCGCGCCCAACGGCACGCGCCCCUGCACUCGCGGCUGGCUCUACGCGCUGCCCGCCGCGGGCCUCCUGCGCAGCCCUGUCACCCAGUGGAACCUCGUGUGCGGAGACAGCUGGAAGGUCCCGCUGGAGCAGCUAAGCCACCUCCUGGGCUGGCUGCUAGGCUGUGUCAUCCUGGGAGCAGGAUGUGACCGGUUUGGCCGCCGGGCAGUUUUUGUGGCCUCCCUGGUGCUGUCCACGGGCCUUGGGGCCGGUGAGGCCCUGGUGACCAGCUUCCCUACCCUACUGAUCCUGCGCCUAGUCCAUGGGGGGACGUUGGCAGGGGCCCUGCUCGCCCUGUACCUGGCUCGCUUGGAGCUGUGCGACCCUCCGCACCGCCUGGCCUUCUCCGUGGGGGCCGGCCUUUUCUCUGUGGUGGGCACCCUGCUGCUGCCUGGCCUGGCUGCGCUUGUGCAGGACUGGCGCCUUCUCCAGGGGCUGGGCGCCCUGAUGAGCGGGCUCUUGCUGCUCUUUUGGGGGUUCCCAGCCCUGUUCCCCGAGUCUCCCUGUUGGCUGCUGGCCACAGGGCAGGUAGCCCGAGCCAGGAACAUCCUGUGGCACUUUGCAGAAGCCAGCGGUGUGGACCCCGAGGACAGUUCCUUGGAAGAGAACUCCCUGGCUACAGAGCUGGCCAUGCUGUCUGCAGGGAGCCCCCGGCCCCGAUACCACUCCCCCCUGGGGCUCCUGCACACCCAGGUCACCUGGAGAAAUGGGCUUAUCUUGAGCUUCAUUUCACUGGUUGGUGGGGGCAUAAGAGCCAGCUUCCUUCGCAGCCUGGCCCCUCAGGUGCUGACCUUCUACCUGCCCUACUUCCUGGAGGCCUGCCUGGAGGCAGCAGCCUUGGUCUUCCUGCUCCUGACGGCAGAUCGCUGGGGACGCCGCCUCGUCCUGCUGCUGGGCACCAUGGCAACAGGCCUGGCAUCCCUGCUGCUCCUCGCUGGGGCCCAGUAUCUGCCGGGCUGGACCGUGCUGUCCGUCUCUGUCCUGGGGCUCCUGGCCUCCCGGGUUGUGUCUGCACUCAGCGGCCUCUUUGCAGCUGAGGUGUUCCCUACAGUGAUCAGAGGGGCCGGGCUGGGCCUGGUGCUAGGGGCCGGGUUCCUGGGCCAGGCGGCCGACCCCCUGGAUGCCGUGCAGGGCCGGAGGGGCUUCUUCCUCCAACAUGUGGUCUUCACCUCCCUCGCUGUCCUUACCCUGCUGUGCGUCCUGCUGUUGCCGGAGAGCCGAAGCCGGGGCCUGCCCCAGUCACUGCAGGAUGCCGACCGUCUACGCCGCUCCCCACUCCUGCGGGGCUGCUCCCGCCAGGACCACCUGCCCCUGCUGUCGCCCUCUGAUGCCUGCCGGGCCGGCAACACCCUCGAGCGGCACUAGUCCUGCCUGCUGGCCCCAGGAGCCAGGAGGGACCGAGGUCAAGGCCUGCGGCAUGGCUGAGUACCCUAGACACCUGGUCCAGGGGAGACACGUACCCCUCAGAAGCCCGUGUCUCAGUGCAGGCGGAGCCGUGGGAACAGCUUGAACUUGUCCCCAGCCGAGCCCUGGGCCCUGGGAGUCCGUGAGUCUCCUCCCUGAUCAAACCCAGCAGGUGCGGAGGAUAAAGGCUUCUGUGGAA
Messenger RNA from Cebus imitator (Panamanian white-faced capuchin), 1965 nucleotides. It is a transcript of the gene SLC22A31, whose product is annotated as solute carrier family 22 member 31. The transcript has 9 exons. Gene Ontology annotation, cellular component: membrane. Gene Ontology annotation, molecular function: transmembrane transporter activity. Lineage: Eukaryota; Metazoa; Chordata; Mammalia; Primates; Cebidae. The coding region runs from base 9 to 1727 and encodes 572 amino acids. The record is from RefSeq and is a predicted model, not a curated record. Gene Ontology annotation, biological process: transmembrane transport.